AGGGUUAAUAAUAUUCCGCCGUGGGGGGGAGCGGGGGAGGACACACAUACACACACAUACACACAUAGCCAACCCGGCGACGAGGUUGGGCCUGCGGUGCCUGCCUGCAACCCAGGAAACAUGGAGCUCGAGAAUAUCGUGGCCAACACUGUUCUGUUGAAGGCGAGAGAAGGAGGGGGUGGGAACAGAAAAGGCAAGAGCAAGAAAUGGAAACAGAUGCUUCAGUUCCCUCAUAUAAGCCUGUGUGAGGAGUUACGUCAGACUAUAGAGAAAGACUACAACAGCCUUUGCGAGAGGCAACCAAUCGGCUGCUUUCUGUUCCGUCAGUUCUGUGACACCAGGCCGGAGUUGAGGCGCUGUGUCAAGUUUUUGGACGCUGUGGUGGAGUAUGAAGUAGCGCCAGAUGAGAAGAGGAAGGAAUGUGGACAGGAACUUCUAGACACGUACCUCAACCCAAAGUCAGAGGACUACAUCCCUGAGGUCACAGAGGAGAUGGUGACUAAGUGUGCAGAACGCUUGCAACAGGAGGCAUGUAAAGAGCUCUUCAUGGAGUGUACCAAACUGAUCCAUGACUACCUGAGCGUGGCCCCCUUCGCAGACUACCUCGAUAGUAUGUACUACAGUCGCUUCUUACAGUGGAAAUGGCUGGAGAGACAGCCAAUCACAAAAAACACAUUCCGUCAGUAUAGGGUUUUGGGAAAGGGAGGCUUUGGUGAGGUCUGUGCAUGCCAGGUGCGGGCCACGGGGAAGAUGUACGCCUGCAAAAAGCUGGAGAAGAAACGCAUCAAAAAGAGGAAAGGAGAGUCCAUGGCACUGAACGAGAAGCAGAUUCUGGAGAAAGUCAACAGUCGGUUUGUUGUGAGUCUGGCGUACGCGUACGAGACGAAAGACGCCCUGUGUUUGGUGCUCACGCUGAUGAACGGAGGAGACCUGAAGUUUCACAUCUACCACAUGGGAGACGCAGGUUUCGAUGAGAAGAGGGCCGUGUUUUACGCUGCCGAGAUCUGCUGCGGGUUAGAGGACCUCCAUCGGGAGAGGAUCGUGUACAGGGAUUUGAAGCCAGAAAAUAUACUGUUGGACGAUCAUGGUCAUAUCCGUAUAUCAGACCUGGGCCUGGCUGUGCAUGUACCCGAUGGUCAGACAAUCAAAGGCCGGGUGGGAACUGUGGGAUACAUGGCCCCUGAGGUGGUGAAGAACGAGCGAUACACAUUCAGCCCAGACUGGUGGGCUCUCGGCUGUCUCCUGUACGAGAUGAUCGAGGGUCAGUCGCCCUUUCAGCAGCGCAAGAAGAAAAUCAAGCGAGAGGAAGUGGAGCGGCUAGUCAAAGAGGUGGAGGAGGAAUAUUCCAGCAAGUUCUCAGAGGACGCCAAAUCACUCUGUAAAAAGCUGCUACUCAAAGACCCUUGUGAGAGGCUUGGCUGUCAGGGGGGCGGAGCCUCAGAGGUCAAGGCCUACCGUAUUUUCCAUUCCAUCAAUUUCAAGCGGCUUGCGGCCGGCAUGCUCGAAGCGCCCUUUAUUCCGGAUCCUCAGGCCAUCUACUGUAAGGACGUGUUGGACAUCGAGCAGUUCUCCACAGUGAAGGGAGUGGAGCUGGAACCCAAAGACGACUCCUUUUACUGCAAAGUAUCCACUGGAAGUAUUCCCAUCCCCUGGCAAAACGAGAUGAUCGAGACGGAGUGCUUUAAAGAACUCAACAUCUUGAACUUGGAUGGCACUGUGCCCCCUGACCUGGACUGGAGAGGUCAACCCUCGCCCCCACCCAAACAGGGCUUACUGCAGAGACUCUUCGGCCGCCAGGACUGCUGUGGAAACUGCAGCGACAGUGAGGAGGAGCCUACGCGGCUGUGAAGGCGUGGCCUGCCUAGGGCUCCUCCCCUACACCACUGAGGCUCUCAUUUGUUUACAGUUUUUGCACAUUUGUAUUUUUACGAUAGCUCUAUAUAAACAUUGGAAUGUAUAUUUUCACUAUAUAGCCAUGCAGUGUAUCUUAUUUAAAGUCAUUGAAUUGAAAAGGACAGAAAAAGGGUCCCAAUUAUUGUCCUUGAUCACGUGUGAAGUAUGGAAAGGACCGAUCGUUCAACACUGCUCGAGUCUUGUACAUUUGGUAGGCAUGUCGUCUCGCAGCCUCUUUGCGCUUUUCUUUUCUGUUUAUUGAGUUCACACAUGUACAGUAUGCACUCUGAAUAUUUGUUUUAGACGCGGGGAGCAAAGGAAAUUUGCUUUUGCAGAUAUUUUUAUAUUUAUAUUUUGAAUUUUAUUUUCUUAUGGUAAUCUCGACAAUCAAAUGGCACCAUUUGUAUAAAACCGUGAUAAAUGUGCAUUAAUGGAUUUAAAAAAAAAAAAGCAAAAACAGGAAAGGACUUUAAAGCAGAGGGAAAUUUUAAGAUCAUUAAUUCGCUACCAGUUACUUAGCUAGAGAUACCUAGUAAACCAAAUAGGCGUGCAUAUAUACGUACAAUAACAUGUUGUAAAUACGCGACACUCAUCUGUAAUGUCUUCAGCGCGUCUUCCUGCUGAUAAUUAGGAAGAACAUCCUGAUUAUAGUCCAUAAUGAGGCAUUAUUUUCCAUUUCGCAUUGCAAUUUGUCAAAUUCCAGCUCUGAAGACCGAACGACUUUAAUACUCAAACCGACUCUCAGUUCGUCAUACUAAUAGAACAUGUUAUUUAAUGUUUUUAUAAGUAGAUUUGCGCAAUUGUAUACAAUUUGAAUUGCUGCUUUUUUACAUGUAGGUCAUUUGCCAAAAAGAAAUCCCCUGCGAUCUCAAUAAGCUCUGUGUGUUUUCAGUUGCUCGGAAAUAUGAUGUCUUGGGAACUUUUGUUGUAAAUUGAAUCUCUUGAUGCACUUAAGACCAAACAACUUCAAGUGUUUGUCCUCCAUCUUCAUUGAAGGUGCCUUUUUGAAGUUUUAAGGUACUCUUGUCAUUAGGGCUGAUUAUUCAAAUGUCUCCAUUAUAAUAUUAUCGAGUUGGCUUAGCAUUUUGUGCGCACACUUUCUCUUUUCUUCGCUGUUGUUUUACAUCGAAUAUAUUACCGUGCCCUGUGGAUGUUCAAACUUUUUCUAAACUUGUGAAAUCUUAUUUUGGAGUCUCGCAAAAGGCUUUGGGACUUUAUAUUGAAGCCUAGCGGUCUGUAAAACGUAAGAUAUUUUGGAGCAAGUCUUCAAAACACACAUGGCGGAUCUCAUUUCUCAUCCUCCUGCAGUUUACUUUAAUUCUCUUGGAUAAACUCAAAUACAUUCCAGUCUCUACUGUACUGUACAGUUGUAAAAAUUGAUUCAGUUUGUUUUGUUGUUGUUUAUUUAGCAAUAAUGGAUUUGAUGAGUAUAACUAUUAUGUAAAUGUGUAUAAAAUGACAUUUCAAAUCUAGAGCGAGACAAAACUUAGUUUGACUCAAUGUUUUCCUGAGCCAGGCUUUUAACACUGUGAAGUGAUCAUUUCUGUCACAGUUGGAAUUAUUUUGUUGUUGUUUUUUUGCGAAUUUAUAACUAUGUAUGUAUGUGUGCUUUAACCUGCACUGCAUGUCCCAUAAUCCUUCUCAGAACCACUAUUGGAUGCCAUUUUUUGCCCUAAAUGAGUGAAAUGUUACAUUUUAGGCAAGAUUUCAGUGUUUUUCUUUUCCAAGAGGAGCCUUACUGAUUAUAAUAUUGUCCAUUAUUAGUAAUUCCAAUCCUUUCAAUAUCAUAGAUUUCAUGUUUUUACCUCAAGGCAGAGUGAAUCUCAAUUUCAUACACAACAAGACUGAGAAAAGACACUGUCAAAGUGGAAACGGCACACACGUCAGUGUUAUUAAUCGAUGCAUUUUAGUUGUAAACAAUAAACACAGACCCAAUUAUA
This is a messenger RNA of Pimephales promelas (fathead minnow), 3833 nucleotides long. RefSeq names its product G protein-coupled receptor kinase 6 (gene grk6). The record is from RefSeq and is a predicted model, not a curated record. NCBI's taxonomy places the organism in Eukaryota, Metazoa, Chordata, Actinopteri, Cypriniformes, Leuciscidae. Gene Ontology annotation, molecular function: ATP binding; G protein-coupled receptor kinase activity. Gene Ontology annotation, biological process: protein phosphorylation; regulation of signal transduction; signal transduction. Gene Ontology annotation, cellular component: cytoplasm.